Cyanistes caeruleus (blue tit) is the source of this 3201-nucleotide messenger RNA. The record is from RefSeq and is a predicted model, not a curated record. Lineage: Eukaryota; Metazoa; Chordata; Aves; Passeriformes; Paridae.
GAAGAAUAAUUUGAUCAGCACAAUUGAGCCAGGGGCCUUCUAUGGGCUUUCAGAACUGAAGCGCCUGGAUCUUUCAAAUAACAGAAUUGGUUGCCUAACACCAGAAAUGUUUGUCGGGCUUAACAAUCUUCACAAACUGAAUUUGUCAGGGAAUAUUUUUUCAAGUCUCAUGAAUGGACUUUUUUCUGAGCUGCUAGCUCUGAAAGCCCUACAUUUCAACACUGAUUCACUGAUUUGUGACUGUAACCUAAAGUGGGUCUUGCAAUGGGCCAGAAAUGCUUCAGUCCGAAUAGCAGAGGAAACAGUUUGUGCUUACCCCAGUGCUUUACAUGGACUGUCACUUUAUAACCUGAAGGAAAACCAGCUGAUAUGUGCCGGGCCUCUGGAACUUCCUCUCUUCGAGCUGAUCCCAUCACAACGACAGGUGGUUUUCCAUGGGGACCGCUUGCCUUUUCAGUGUACUGCAACCUACGUGGACAACACCACCCAAGUGCACUGGUACCACGCGGGGCGCCUGGUGGAAACCGACGAACAGAGCGGCGUCUUCGUGGAGGACAGCAUCAUUCACGACUGCUGCUUGAUUACACGGUAACACACACCUCUCCUGGUAGCCAGGCUUGCAGGCAAGGGGAGCAGAUUGGACACUUGCAGCGAGCCUCAGGAAAAAGUGCGUCAGGAGUUAUUUAAUUUGAAGCAAUUCAAUUGCGUGCUUGAACCUGAGCACAGAGGUAGAGGAUUUUCAUGGCUACGAUUGGCUGUGGUUCCAAAUUGUACUUUGUGUAAGUGUCUACAUUUGAUCAUAUAUGGUUUGAAAUGGAUAAAAAUGGUUUGUUAUGCAGUAAACCAUGAGAAGAAACAUGAAAAAACAAGAAAAGCUUCUGUAGCAUAUGAGAGUGACUUACAGGCCAGCUGCUUCUUCAUGGAACCAUCUAGAAGUCUGAGUGAUGGACCUAUGAAGAACUCUUAAUUGAAAAGGCUUGGAUUAGUUUUUGUAGGUUCCAAUAUGCUAUAUCCUAUAUUCAUUAGUUAAGUAAUCUUUUUGUUUCUUAUUAAAUAUUUUCCAAUUUUCUGUGACUUUUACCAUCUCUGUGCCUUUGUGCUUGAGAGAUACAGAGAUCUACAGAUGCACUUGCUGAUGUGAAAAGUGCAAGAGGAAUGAAGUAGAGUAGGCUUAUAGAAAGGAAGCAGAAACGAAUUAUUUGGCAGUGACUGUAAUGUUCCAGUUUUGCUUCAGUUUUCCUGUUAAACAUUAUUUAAUAAAUUAUAAAUUUCAGUGUUUAUUUUUGGGUUUCAUCACAGAGUAUUGGCUUGUCACUAAAAGCUGCUAAGUUGUUGCACACAUCCUUUUGUCCUCUGCCAGUUUCCAUCAUUGAUCAAAAAGAGAGUCUGAUUCUGUGUGCAUGUUCUGCCUUUCUCUUUGUAGAAGAUGGAGUGAAAAUAGCUAUGCUAAUUAGCUCUGGAUAAUCAUUAACAUCUUUUCACUCAAACAGUUUCUAUUAAUAUAAUUGACCUGAAAUGCUUCUUGAACUAUCAAAUAGAAGUUGUGAAGGAAGUCAAAUUAAAUCCUGUCCACUGGGGACUUUUGGCUUUAUUAAUUUCAUCUACCCACUGAUUAUUUGACCCCUUUUGGAGUCCUGUAGAUCUAGAGGCACAGAUCUGACCCAUCCUCACAGCUACUGGCUUUCUUCUGAUAUCAAUGAAAAGGACUAUUAGACCAAUUAGUACAGUAAUGCCAAGUGCAUGAGCUAUUAUAUAACUGCCGAGUCACUUAAAUUAAAGCACGAUCUUCCUAUUUCCAUUAUAUCAAAAUUAAAAGACAUGCUGUUAAUCACCUCAUUAUGUUUUCCAACUGAAUUAUAUUUUGCACUGUUUAAGCAAUUUGUAAAGCAUAGCAAUAAACUAAAAUAGUCUAAAAUAGUUUUUGAAAUUGCUAUCCCUUUUAAAAAGCUGUAAGUAGCUUGAUUGAUUUUUUACCUUACAUUGCUUCUUUUUUUCUAGACUGUAAAAUAAAAACCAUUGUCUUGCAUAGCAUAUUUUAAUAAGGAUGGUUGAUCUCCUGCCUACCUCGUUUGCCCACUGUGCCAUUUAAUAGGUGACCUUGAUGCUGAUGGUGCAGUAUGCCCGGGAAUGUGCAGUAUGCACAUCUAUUCAGAAAAAAUGUUCUUUAAAUACACCAUCACUUUUACUGUUACAGACUGGAAAAAUACUCUGACUUGCCCAAGUUAUGCGAUACAGACUGUUAAAAUAAGACCAAAUAUUCUUGAAUAAAAUUCAAAGUGCUUAAACAGCUGUUUAAAAGCAUGCAACAUUUUAAUUCCUCACUUACAUGGCACUUCAUAAGAUAGAAGGGCAUCAACACGGCAUUUACCAUAGAGCAUAGUCCUUAUCCAGCCAAAAAUGUUAAUACUCCAGCAGCUGUGCCUCUGCCUUGAUCUAGGUGCUGAUCAGAAUUAACUUAGUAAAGACAUACUUUAGAAACUAUUGUAAAAACUGUAGUACUUUGAAGUAAUUUUUUUUUAAACACAAAGACGUGUAUUGUUAAAAAUAAGAAAAGAUUGGCAGUGUUGUGGCUGUUAAAAUUAUCUUCAGCAUUUCUUAAUUUUAAUCCCAUCUUUAUGACUAUGUACAUUAUAAUUUAUAUAAUCAUUAUCAUAACAAAAUAAUAUGUAAUAGCAUGCUUGUUACAUGAUACAAUAGCACAUAUUAGUAUGCUUGUUACAUGCUGUUACACACUAAUUUGUGAUAGUUCUUAAGGCUAAACCAUGGUUGUACAAGGCACAGAAACAUCAGAAAGACUGUGCCUCCCUGAGGCUAUCAAAUGUUAAGUAUAUGAUUUGGACUAAAAAUAAAGGUAACCUGAAAUCAGUUCUUACAGUAUCACAUUUUGCCUUUGCAUACCUAGUCUUUACAGCAAAUGUCCCCUGUCUGUGGCUUUCUGUAAUUGCUCUAAAGGACAGACUUUGGCCUGUGCUACUUAGCAAUUUAAAGAUUUCUAUAGCUGGUUUUGAACAAAGAGGUGUAGUCAUGCUCCAAAAGCUGCUUAUUCAAACAUUUUUAGGUGGUUAUUUUAUUGGGUAGUUCCAGAUAUUUCUGGACAUGGAUUUACAACACAAAUAUCAUGCUAAGCCCUUCUGUUUUAUUAACUGGCACGGUAGAAGGAUAAAAUAUCCAAAUGUGUAUUUUUUGUCUCCUAUGAUAAAG